Molecule: messenger RNA, 745 nt
Organism: Trematomus bernacchii (emerald rockcod)
Lineage: Eukaryota; Metazoa; Chordata; Actinopteri; Perciformes; Nototheniidae
Product: RNA-binding protein 39-like
Biological process (GO): mRNA processing
Cellular component (GO): nucleus
Molecular function (GO): RNA binding
Source: RefSeq, a predicted model, not a curated record
CAGGUCAGCUGAUCACCGCCUCCUUCGUCCCGCUCUCUGCUUACCAUCAGCUGUUUCCAGAGUCGGCCUACGCCACGCACCUGCUAGCCCCGCCCCCCCGCCGCUGACCCUGCUCUCUGAUUGGACUGUUUUAUAACCUCCUCUCCUAUUGGUGGACACGGAGAACGCUGUUUGUUUAUUUCCUUCCUGUUUACUUCCUGUUACUUCUCAUUAGCAUAUGUGGGCGUGGUCACUCAGAGUGUGGUCCAAUGAUUGAGCUCUGUGAGCUGCGGCUGUGAUGAUCAGCUGAUUAUUUAAAUGUUUUCUAAUCAACCAUUUCAUUUUGUAAAAUCCUUUAUUAAACUUUAUUUUGAAGUCACAGCCGCCGUGUCCUUCUUCCUGAGAAUACUGCGUUCUGAUUGGCUGUAUUUUAUUCUGCUCAGUGACAAGGAUUAAAAAGGUUUUUAUGGAUAGUUUUUUUUCUGACUACACUUAUUUUAUUUUUUAUACAACUGACCAAGUGCCUCUCGUAGAAACAACUGUGAAACUAUUUACAUUUUUUUCUGGAUGGGUUUAAAAUGUCUCGGGGUCUUUUCCUCGAGUGAGGGAGCGAUGGAGAUGGGCGGAGAACCGGAGCGGUGCUGCAGUCGCUUUACUUCCACGACCAGACUCCGAUGAGCGGGAGAAGACGCAGGCACCCUGAACAGCUGUUUACUCAGAAUCAUAUUAAUUACAUUUUUAAUAAUAAAAACAAUGAAAAGACAAA